AUGUUGGCUUUAGCUAUGUUGAACUAUAUGAGGACUAGAAAUGUGGGUUUCCAUUUGCGAUUGUGGUUCGAUAUGUGUAUCCUGCUCGUCGCGGCCUCGGUCGUGUCAGCAUGGUCAGGAAAUCAUCCCGCCUCGAUGGGUCAUCACGCAGCGGGCGUGGGGCACCAUCACGACCCGAACAUCCACCCCGACGACCCUCGUUACAAUCACAAUCACUUCCUCUUCCAUCAGUCUGGUAACCAGCCGCCGCCUCUUUUCGCCGCCGUCGCCGCUGUCGCAGCUUCCGGGAAACCUGCUUGGGAGAGCCCUGGAUUCGCAACUACGUCGGAAGCGCCAAAUGUCGCGGCUGCGGAGAGAACAGCAACAGGCGAAGGAGGAGGAGGAGGAGGGAUAGCCUCGAUUGCCGCCGCGGCGGGUGGAGGAACAGUCGCAGGGAACGAAAGGGCUGUGAUUGUAGGCCCUGUAGAUAUCGAGAAGCUAUUCCUUCCGGAAGCGGGCAACGCGGCGGCAUCUGCGGGCCCGGCAGCGAAGAAGGGACCCCCAGGGCCGUGUUCUAGCCUCAAGAAAGUCUACAUUAUCAAUGUGACGAAGGUGUCCCACCUGAACACGCGAACCAUGCUCCCGCCCACCGCCACUGUUGUUCUCUACCUGAAAAACAACCUGGCGCUGGCCAAGGGCCUUCUGUUCAACGCGCCGUACUCGUGCACGAUUCUGAUGAGCGAAAAGUGGCCGGGGUUUACUAUAUCGAGUACGGAUCUGAAGAAUCCGGUGAUUCGCGUGUGGAACACGAAUAACUUCGUGUCGAUGAAUGUAAACUACAAACUGCCCGUAACGGAGGGUAGCCCGGAAUGCACCAACGUGCCGGAGCUGGGAUCGGGGGAGACGUGUCCGGCUGUGUCGGUGUACAAGUCGUAUGGCGUACAAAUCGGCAUGGGCACGGUCUACGGGCGAGUGGACGUGCUGAGGAGCAUGGUUGUGCGCGUGGACUCACUCAAGGUCACCGGAGUGCCUAUCUUCAACAAGUCGCCGGGCGCCAUUCGCGUUGCGAUGUCGGGCUACGGCCCUGACCUCCUGCGCGCCCAGAUCGUCCUCUCGAGCAACGAGGUCUUUGGCGUGGACACCCCGAUCGUUUUGCACAGGGGUGCCGUCGGCAUAACCGUUACGAACAACUUCGUGCACAAUUUCAUUUUCGCGGGCAUUCGGUGCGGCGCGGACGUCCACUACAGCGGCGACUGCAUGCUCACGCGGAUCAACUGGAACCGCGUGGUGGCGUCGGGGAGGAACACAAACGGGGAUCACGACGCGGCGGGGAUUUAUUACUGCACGCACUGGUUCAACCCUGGCAACAGAGCGUUUUGCAACUAUGUGUUUAACGGAGAUCAUUGUUAUUAUCUGGAUUAUUGCGCAUCUGGAGUGCUUGUAAGGGGCGGAGCUUGUAUCAACACCUACGACGGCAUGAAAGUGAAUAACGGCAAGAGGAACGUGAUAAAGCAUGUGGCAAUGAAGGGCACACAGGGAUCCCCCGGUUGGACCACAUGCUUUACAGUCACACUCAACAACUGCCUCAAGGACCCUGGCAGCUACUGGGAGGCGAUGCGUGCCAAGUACUACAACUCACCUGCGAUCAAUGCGAGGUGGCCGUGGAUGCAAAAUGUUUGCAAGGAGAAAUCUGCUUUUAACGGAGUGCCUUGUAACCCACCUGGAGAACCGCCUGCUAGUGUCACAGGGGCCUGCAGCGGUUACGGCACGGAUAACCUCAUUGAUCUGAUCACAGUGAACACCUCUGGGAGGGCUCCGGAUUACAAGUACUGUGAGAAAUACCCCGUUGUGCCGCGACUCAAUAAGGAGCAUCAUAUCCCGCUAACGGCGAUAUCUAACACCUUGGCGAUCUGCGGGAUCUUUGCCGUCGUUAUCGCCUUGUCGUCGUCCGCCGCUGUGUCGGCAUGGUCAGUCACAGGGCACCACCCAGCAUCAGUGGGGCAUCACGCAGCAGGCGUGGGUCACCACCGUUACUAUCACACAACCAGCUUGGACAGCAAUUCUCUCAGCCCUGCUCCUUCUCGAUACAGUCACAUCCAGUACAGUCCCGACGACGGAUACAGUCACGACGAACGCGACAUCCUGCGUCGGGUUGAGGCGGUGCGGCAGCAGCAGCACGAGCGGGACAGCCAGCCCCCACCGCUCUUCACCGCUGUGGCUGCCGCUGCUGCUUCAGGCGAACCCUUCCUCCUCGACCUCCCUCUCAAAAGGGCUUCUUUUGCUGCUUCUUCUGCUUCUGCUGCUGCUACAAUUGCUGCUACGAAUGCUGCUACAGCUGCCGCUGCUACAGCCGGAGCAACUGGACGGCAACCCAGGAGGAGGCGAACAGUGAUCAUUGGCCCAGUCUCCCUGCAACGAGCCGCUACAGCUGCAGGAUACCAACCGUCUAAGACCCGCCCGCAAGGCGCCUGCUCAUCGCUCAGGAAAGUCUUCAUAGUCAACGUGACCUCUGCUGCUGAUUUCGCUGCCCGCGCCUCGCUCCCCCCCACCACCACCGUUAUCCUGUAUUUGCGGAACGAUCUGACGCUGCCUAAGGGGUUGUUUUUCCGACGGCAGCAUUCGUGCACAAUUCUGAUGUCGGCGAAGUGGCCCGGUUACACGAUCAUGGGUGGUAACCCUAUGUACCCGGUGCUGCGCGUGUGGAACACGAACAACUUCCUGUCGCUGAACGUGAAUUAUAGGCUGCCGGUGACAGAGAGAAGCCCUGAAUGCACGACUGUGCCUGAGCUGGGGAAGGGAGUAACGUGCCCCACGAUCUCCAUCCAUCGCUCCUAUGGCGUGCAAAUUGGCAAGGGCAACAUCUUUGGCCGAGUGGACGUGUUUAGGAGCAUGGGCGUACGGCUGGACUCACUCAAGGUCACUGGAGUGGCGUCGUUUGACAAGUCGCCUGGGGUGAUCCGAGUGGCCAUGUGUGGGUACGGGCCUUCACUGCUGCAAGCCAACAUUGUCAUCUCUAAUAACGAAGUAUACGGUGUGAACACACCAAUUGUGCUGCACAGGGGAGCGGUGGGUGUUACUGUCACAAACAACUACAUCCACGAUUACAUUUUUGCGGGAAUUCGGUGCGGUGCAGACGUGCAUUACAGCGGUGACUGCAUGCUGACCCAGAUCAACUCCAACCUGGUGAUUUCCUCUGGGAGGAAUCUGAACGGGGACUAUGACUCGGCGGGGAUCUACUACUGCACGCACUGGUUCAACCCUGGGAAUUCCGCGCUCUGCAAUUAUGUUUUCAAUGGCGAUCACUGCUACUAUCUGGAUUACUGCACGUCGGGCGUGCUUGUGCGGGGCGGCGCAUGUAUCAACACGUACGACGGGAUGAAAGUGAAUAACGGCAAGAGGAACGUGAUAAAGCACGUGGCGAUGAAGGGCACGCAGGGGUCAUUGGGAUGGACGUCGUGCCUUACAGUGACCAUCAACAACUGCUUGAAAGACCCCGGGGACUACUGGGAGGCGAUGCGCGUUAAGUAUUACAACAGCAAUCGCAUCAACCGGCUGUGGCCUUGGAUGAAGGACGUGUGCAAGGAGACGUCGGCCAAUGGCGGCGUGCCGUGUAACCCACCAGGUCAGCCGGGUGCUGACGUCACCGGAGCAUGCAGCGGUUUGGGAACCGACAAUCUUAUCGAUGUUGUCGCUGUCAACACCACCGAUUACGGCCUUGAUUGGAAAUACUGCGAUAACUACACCGUGACGGAGAAAUUAAAUACGCAGAUAAACAUUACGCUCAAGUACCCCAACGCUGCGGGGUUCCGGAAUUACAGGAGGAACGAUUUGGGGCUGAAGAAUACGUCAAUGAUUUUGAAGUUCCGGCCGAAUUAUUUGAGCUGCCCGCUGGGGCUCACCGGGCCGAGGAAGUUUUCAGAAAAGUCCUUUUAUAGGGCCUAUAACAUCCCGAUGCCAUGGGGGUUCCGUAAGGUUGUUAAGAUGGACAAUAAGCAUAUUAUAGAUCAGGAUCUGAUUACUGCAACGGUUAGAGCUCAGAUGAUGGCGGCUGCUGAUGGGGAGUAUUCGUGGUUGGGCAAGUCCUUUCUUGUAGGGAGCUAG
This is a messenger RNA of Closterium sp. Yama58-4, 4080 nucleotides long. NCBI's taxonomy places the organism in Eukaryota, Viridiplantae, Streptophyta, Zygnematophyceae, Desmidiales, Closteriaceae. The record is from the annotation of a GenBank genome assembly.